ACCAAAAUAAACAACCCCGAUACCUUAAGGACUACAUUGAUCAUUCCCUCAUCUUUGCACAGUUGUGUAAGGGUUUUGUUCCGGAAAAGCUUAAUCCACAGUUUUGCUCAACAAUGGCGUGGAGGCAAUUUCUAUUUUCCAACAGAAGAAUACUUUCAAACUCAUUGCCAUCUGGGCUUGCUAGCUUUUCCUCCAAAUCCAAUCCUUACAUAGUGAAGGUUGGGAUACCAGAGUUCUUGAAUGGAGUAGGGAAAGGGGUAGAGACGCAUGUAGAGAAACUUGAAUCAGAGAUUGGAGAUUUCUCGAAGCUUCUAGUUACUCGUACUCUUAAACUCAAGAAACUUGGCAUCCCUUGUAAACAUAGGAAGCUGAUACUGAAGUACACCCACAAAUACAGGCUGGGACUUUGGAGGCCUAGAGCUGAGCCUGUGAAAGCUUAAUUAACUCAUCUUGCUGGUGGUCCUUUUCUUGAAGAAACACUUUCUGCCUUGAUGCUGAUGCAUUGUACUUCCUUGGAUAUGGAAAUUUCUAAGGGGCAGUUAUUUGACUUUGAUUAAGCUUUUUUUUAGGAACUGUGUUUUAUCAGUAAAGGACGAUUAAGGAUUUGCAUUGUAAAGCAUACAUCAAUAACGAAUGCCUUCUUUAUUUUCCUUUUA
This is a messenger RNA of Lycium barbarum (goji berry), 656 nucleotides long. RefSeq lists its product as uncharacterized. NCBI's taxonomy places the organism in Eukaryota, Viridiplantae, Streptophyta, Magnoliopsida, Solanales, Solanaceae. The record is from RefSeq and is a predicted model, not a curated record. The transcript has 3 exons. Bases 114 to 440 code for a protein of 108 amino acids.